Molecule: messenger RNA, 1410 nt
Organism: Seriola aureovittata
Lineage: Eukaryota; Metazoa; Chordata; Actinopteri; Carangiformes; Carangidae
Gene: spring1
Product: SREBF pathway regulator in golgi 1
Exons: 5
Coding region: 38-640 (200 amino acids)
Biological process (GO): positive regulation of SREBP signaling pathway
Source: RefSeq, a predicted model, not a curated record
ACUGUCACCUCCGGCAUCUUCACAACAAAGCCAUGCUAUGAUGGUGCUACGGCGGCUACUGAGAAAGCGCUGGGUGCUGGGAGUAGUCUUCGGGCUGUCGCUCAUCUACUUUCUCACCAGCACGCUCAAACAGGAGGAAAGGACCAUACGGGACCGCACACUCUUAGAGGUUAGAGAUUCAGACCAUCGCAUCCCCUGGAAAGUCCGUUUCAACCUGGGCAACAGCAGCAGACAGAUUACUCAGUGCAGAAACUCCAUCCAGGGCAAGACACUGCUCACAGAUGAACUUGGUUAUGUCUGCGAGAGAAAAGACUUGCUGGUUAACGGCUGCUGUAAUGUCAACGCUCCCAGCACCAGACAGUACAUCUGUAAAAGCUGCCUGGCCAAUGGCUGCUGUAGCAUCUAUGAGUAUUGCGUGUCUUGCUGUCUCCAGCCUGAUAAGCAACCUCUCCUCGAGCGCUUCCUGAAUCGUGCAGCUGAAGGUUUCCAGAAUCUCUUCACUGCCGUCGAGGAUCAUUUUGAGCUCUGCCUGGCCAAGUGUAGAACCUCUUCACAAAGUGUUCAACAUGAGAACACCUACCGAAACCCUCAAGCAAAGUACUGCUACGGAGAGAGUCCGCCAGAGCUACUUCCUGUAUGAGAGUUUGACUUUCUUCUCGGGUUCAGGAUGUACAGGAACAGCAGCGGGCCAAUAAUAUGUCCUGAUUGGACACCUUAAGGGUGCUUUGUACUCUCUACAAAUGAACUGCUGUCUUGGAGAAUUUUGCAUUAUAGUGGCAAAGGAAUGAAGAUAUCCAAGACCAAUCUCUCAAAAAUGGACAAAUGCUACAUGUGAUUUGAUUAUUUACACUUCAUAAGUGCAUAGAAGGCUUCAUACAUUCAUCCGUGAUGAUCAUCAGGUCUACAUAGCAGGCAGCUCAUCCAUCAGGAUUCGCGUCAAAGCAUUCAUGUCAUAAAAUAGGCUUCAUUUUAAAAGAAGUUAACGGCUGUUUUAUGUUUUGGUGAAUAUUUUAAAACCGCAAAGAAUGUGUCAUUACUUCUGUGUAUAGUGCAUGCAUAUGUAUCAGCUAUUUAAUAAAAGUGACUGUGAAACUAAAACGGUGACAUUCAGAAUUUCUUUAGUAGUGCCUUUGAUAUUUUCAUGAACUGUUGUGCUACAGGUGUGAAGGGCAGCUCUAUACUGGGCUAUGUGUGUAGUUUAUCCAAUACAAGGGGUCACAGGCAUGCUAAAACUUUUAAAGCUACCAAAAGCCCAAAGAAAAUCAUGUAUUUUAAAGUUUGCUCGUCAACAUCUGGGUUGAAUUUAGUAGAGAAAAUGAUCACGCAAGCCAAGUCAACUUGAAAUCACCAAAGCUUUCAAAACAGUUGAAUGUGUAUUGUAAAAAAAACAAAAUAAACAAUUGAACAAUU